Cladocopium goreaui is the source of this 970-nucleotide messenger RNA. The record is from the annotation of a GenBank genome assembly. Lineage: Eukaryota; Dinophyceae; Suessiales; Symbiodiniaceae.
CACAGCAUUUCCAACAGCACCGAUGGUGCAAGCUGCGGGAACUUCAAGCGUCAGAGGCUCUGAAUUUGUCGAAACGGAUGAAGGCAUUGUGAUCUUCGAAGGAAGUCCACACAAAGAAAAGGUGCUCUAUGGCAACUUGUUGUGGACCGGUGCCCUGGCACUGUCCAAGUUCUUCGCAACUGCCUCAGCUGCGCCAAGAGUCCAAGGACGAGCUUGCUUGGAGCUGGGUGCUGGAACUGGGGUGGUUGGACUCACUCUUGGCCGCCUGGGAGCAGCGCCAGUCUUCAUUACGGACAAUGAGCCGGAGUUGGUGACUCUCAUGGCAAAGAACAUAGAGGCCAACCAGCUGAGCCAUUGCGUGCAAACUCGCCAACUGGACUGGGCAGAUGGCUCCACUUUCAUGCAGCAGAUGCCUGACAUUGUCGUGGCAGCAGAUGUGCUGUAUGAAGGCGAUGGAUCGAUAUUUUGCCAUGCCCUUUCACAACACCUCCGAGAGGGAGGGGAAGCCUACGUGGCAAAUCAUCACAAUCCCAAGAAGUGCCAGGCAACUCUGGGCUUCAUUCGAAGUGCCAUCUCCAUGGGCUUGAGACUGGAAAGGUUGGAGGAUUGCAAUGGCUUUGCCUUGGGGAGUCUGCAAAUUUCCGCAGCUCCUUUUGGAGGAAAUUUCCAACCUUUGGAAGGAAGUGCCGAUGCGAUUUGCAACUUGGUAAGAGAUGCAAAAUUCCACGAACCUGAUUUGAGUCCAAUGGAGAGACAUGGCAGCAAGAAGGCACUUGAUUUUAGAAUCUUGAAUUUGUUAUACCCAGGCACAGAAUGCCGUUUCUAGUGGAUCAAUUUUUGGGUGCAAGGCAUGUCUCGUUUAAAGCAAAUCAUUUGAUUGGACUCCUCCCUGCACCACAUUGAUUCCAGGCAUAUUCAAAUUUUCCGGCUUUCGAAAUUUAUGGGAGCCAAAUUGUAGCAAGUAAAACGG